Molecule: messenger RNA, 5884 nt
Organism: Dicentrarchus labrax (European seabass)
Lineage: Eukaryota; Metazoa; Chordata; Actinopteri; Moronidae
Gene: adcy8
Product: adenylate cyclase 8 (brain)
Exons: 18
Coding region: 1-3714 (1237 amino acids)
Biological process (GO): intracellular signal transduction; adenylate cyclase-activating G protein-coupled receptor signaling pathway; cAMP biosynthetic process
Cellular component (GO): plasma membrane
Molecular function (GO): adenylate cyclase activity
Source: RefSeq, a predicted model, not a curated record
AUGGAACUGUCCGAGGUCCGGUGCUCCAGCGCGAGCGAGGAGCUGUACACCAUCAACCGGACACCGAGCAGCAACAACAGCAACAGCAGCGGCAGCGCGCGACCCAAACGGCUGCUGUGGCAGAACGCGGUGCGGCACAUCACCGAGCAGCGCUUCAUCCACGAGCAGGGCGGGGGAGGCGGAGGAGGGGUGAAGGGCAUCGGGCCGGACGAGCCCUACGACCCGAGCCAGGGCGCGCGGAAGCAGUCGGCGGGGCGGACGUCGGUGGGAGACCGGCACAACAACGGCGGGACCAAGGUGUUCCCGGAGCGCGCCAGCAGCGACCUGGGCUUCCUGCAGAUCGACUGCGCGCCGAGCAACUCGGACUUCUUCCUGAACUGGGGCUACACGUACCGGGGCGUCAUCUUCCCCACGCUGCGCAACGCCUUCAAGUCCCGCGACCUGGAGCGGCUGUACCAGCGCUACUUUCUGGGCCAGAGGCGCAAGUCGGUGGUGGUGAUGAACAUCCUGGACGUGGUGACCAAGCUCACCCUGCUGGUGCUGCACCUCACCCUGGCCUCCUCCCCGAUGGACCCGAUCAAAGGGACGCUCCUGGGCUUCUUCACGGGCAUCGAGGUCGUCAUUUGUGCCUUAGUGGUGGUGCGGAAGGACACCACGUCGCACAGCUACCUGCAGUACAGCGGCGUGGUCACCUGGGUGGCCAUGGCCACGCAGAUCCUGGCGGCCGGGCUGGGCUACGGGCUGCUGGGGGACGGGGUGGGAUACGUGCUGUUCACCCUGUUCGCCACCUACAGCAUGCUGCCGCUGCCGCUCACCUGGGCCAUCAUGGCCGGCCUGUUCACCUCCGGGCUCCACAUCCUGGUCCAGCUGCUCAUCUCCCAGAAUGCACAGCUCUCUACCAACCAGGUAGCGGCUCAGGCUGUGCUGUUCAUGUGUAUGAACACUGCUGGGAUAUUCAUCAGUUACCUGUCCGAUCGGGCUCAGCGCCAGGCCUUCCUGGAGACGCGGCGAUGCAUCGAGGCACGGCUGCGACUCGAGACGGAGAACCAGAGACAGGAGAGACUGGUGUUAUCAGUCCUGCCACGUUUUGUAGUUUUGGAAAUGAUCAACGACAUGACAAAUGUAGAGGACGAACACCUCCAGCAUCAGUUUCACAGAAUCUACAUCCACCGCUAUGAGAAUGUCAGCAUUCUUUUCGCAGAUGUUAAAGGCUUCACCAACCUCUCCACGACGCUGUCAGCGCAGGAGCUGGUGCGAAUGUUGAAUGAACUCUUUGCACGCUUCGAUCGUCUCGCACACGAGCACCACUGUCUACGAAUAAAGAUCCUGGGAGACUGUUACUACUGCGUGUCUGGUCUGCCCGAGCCCAGGCAGGACCACGCCCACUGCUGUGUGGAGAUGGGCCUCAGCAUGAUCAAAACCAUCAGAUACGUGAGAUCACGUACGAAACACGACAUCGACAUGCGGAUUGGGAUCCACUCGGGCUCCGUGCUGUGCGGCGUGUUGGGACUCAGGAAGUGGCAGUUCGAUGUCUGGUCCUGGGACGUGGACAUCGCCAACAAGCUGGAGUCUGGCGGGAUCCCAGGGAGGAUCCACAUCUCCAAAGCUGCUUUGGACUGUUUGAACGGCGACUACGAGGUGGAGGAAGGGCACGGGAAGGACCGCAAUGACUUCCUCCGCCGCCACAACAUCGAGACAUACCUCAUCAAGCAGCCGGAGGAGAGUCUGCUCACCCUGCCGGAGGACAUCAUGAAGGAGGCGGCAAGCUCGGUAGACCGCCGGGCCAGCAGCACCACCUUCAACGAGGCGUCCUGGAGCCCAGAGCUUCCCUUUGACAACAUUGUGGGGAAGCAGAACACUCUGGCUGCCCUAACGAGAAAUUCGAUAAAUCUGCUUCCAAACCAUCUCGCACAAGCUUUGCAUGUCCACUCUGGUCCUGAGGAAAUUAACAAGCGAAUAGAGAGCGCCAUCGACUUACGGAGUGGCGAUAAGUUGAGAAGAGAGCAUAUCAAGCCUUUCUCACUGAUGUUUAAAGACUCCAGCCUGGAAGAGAAGUACUCCCAGAUGAGAGAUGAGGUGUUCAAGUCCAACCUGGUGUGCGCCUUCAUCGUGCUCAUCUUCAUCACCACCAUCCAAAGCCUGCUUCCAUCUGCAAGGAUGGUAACCAUGGUGAUCCAGUUCUCAAUCCUCAUCGUCCUCCACUCCUGUCUGGUCCUAGUUACAACGGCGGAAGACUACAAGUGUCUUCCUUUGGUCCUGCGCAAAGCCUGCUGCUGGAUCAACGAGACAUACGCAGCACGAAACGUCAUCAUCUUCGUAUCAAUCCUCAUCAACUUCCUGGCAGCCAUGAUCAAUAUACUGUGGUGCGACUUCGACAAGUCCAGCACCUUCAAGAACCAGACGUACAACGAGUCGGCCUCUAUCCCAGACAUCUGCUUCUACCCAGAGUAUUUUGUGUUCACGGGGGUCCUGGCGAUGGUGACGUGUGCCGUGUUCCUGCGGCUCAACUCGGUGUUGAAGCUGGCGGUGCUGCUGGUGAUGAUCGCCAUCUACUCGCUGCUGACCGAAGCUUUCUACACCUCGCUGUUUGUGCGCUACGACACUGUCCACCACAACACAGAAAACUUCCUGGGGACCAAAGAGACGUCUCUGCUCCUGAUGGCCAUGUUUCUCCUCGCUGUGUUUUAUCACGGCCAGCAGCUGGAGUACACGGCCCGGCUCGACUUCCUGUGGCGCGUCCAAGCUAAAGAGGAGAUCAACGAGAUGAAGGAGCUGCGAGAACACAACGAGAACAUGCUGAGGAACAUCCUGCCCAGCCACGUGGCCCGACACUUCCUGGAGAAGGACCGGGACAACGAGGAGCUGUACUCCCAGUCCUAUGAUGCCGUGGGCGUGAUGUUCGCAUCCAUCCCGGGCUUCGCAGACUUCUACUCCCAGACUGAGAUGAAUAACCAGGGAGUCGAGUGCCUGCGGCUGCUCAACGAGAUCAUCGCCGACUUCGACGAGUUGCUUGGUGAGGAACGUUUCCAGGACAUCGAGAAGAUCAAGACGAUCGGCAGCACCUACAUGGCCGUCUCCGGUCUGUCGCCGGAAAAACAGCAAUGCGAAGAUAAAUGGGGUCACCUGUGCGCGUUGGCCGACUUCGCCAUCGCCCUCAACGAGAGCAUCCAGGAGAUCAACAAGCACUCCUUCAACAACUUCGAGCUGAGGAUUGGUAUGGCCCACGGCUCAGUGGUGGCGGGCGUGAUCGGCGCCAAGAAACCUCAGUACGACAUCUGGGGGAAGACGGUGAACCUGGCCAGCCGUAUGGACAGCACGGGGGUCAGCGGCAAGAUCCAGGUCCCCGAGGAGACCUACCUGAUCCUGAAGGAGCGCGGCUUCGCCUUCGAGUACCGCGGCGAGAUCUACGUGAAGGGCAUCAGCGAGCAGGAGGGCAAGAUCCGAACACACUUCUUGCUUGGCCGGGUGCAGCCCAACCCACUCAUCCUGCAGCCUCGCAAAAUCACUGGCCAGUACUCGCUGGCAGCCGUGGUGCUUGGCCUGGUGCAGUCGCUCAACAGGCAGAAGCAAAAGCAGAUCCUCAACGAGAACAACAACUCGGGCAUCAUGAAGGGCCACCACCACUACAACCGGAGGACGUUGUUAGCGCCCGGUGGCUCCGAGGUGGGAGGGGGGCAUCACACUGAAGUAGCUGAUAAGACUGAGCUGUCCUGAAGAGCAGACUGGAGUUUUAGUUCCACACAGGGUUCUCAGAGGCAGAGCUGCUCUUCAGGCAGAAAGUAUCCCAGUGGUUGAGUUGAACUUAUAUGGGUGCAGCUGAAGAAUGUCCGUCUUCUGGCUACGUAACGUUAGGACACAGGCACAGUUAUUCGGGAAUCAUAUGAACUUCAGCAUUCCAGUACUGAAAGCUUCACCUGGUUCCAGUCAGACCUCGGAAUGGUCCCCCAUAUUUCUGUUUUUUUUUUUUAGCAGUAGGUCCGAUGUUGUGCAUACUGACGGCUGUUUCCCCAGCUGGAAGAACCAAUCAGACCUUUGUAGGCAGGAUUAAUAACAGGGACAUCAUGGUUCCUGCACCAGAGCCAGAAUCCAUUCUAAACAUAGAUGACUGACGGUGGUAUCAUCAACGGGAUCAAUACAUUUGUUUCUACUUGUUAGGAACUGAAUCCAUUAUUAGAUUUCGUCAAAUCUUUUUAAGCUGGAGAUGUACUUGUUGUGUUGGGUUACGUUCUGAGGACGUGCACAACCAACGGUCCAAUGGGACGCAGGAUACACGAGGCAGCCAUCAUGCGUACACGAAAACCCACUUAAAAGCAAUUAUAUCUCCGGCCUUAAACCUUCUGACACUAAUCCCUAAUGAUUCUGAAACAAAGCUGCAGAGAAGGGUGUUAUGGGUUGCAGAGGCAUUUUGAAGACUCGCAAAAAGUCCCAAAUCCCAAGAACUUGGAGCCAAUUUCACAAAAGUAGUUUGCAAGAACACACAGGUUGCAUAAUGAAUUGGAUAGGGCUCGAAUAUGAUCAUGCCGGAGUCCCAAGUUGUUGUUGUGAUUAGUGAAGCUUCAAAAUUCGCACAAGAGGAAAUUAUCUCAUGUAGCAAAUUCAGCCUGACUGCGCUAGAUGGUUUACGAAACAGAAACAAAAAAGCGGGGAAAAUUGUAGGAAACAGGUAAUUGAGUUUACUUCCUCAAGGGAUGCUGAUUGGUCCGGUACCACUGUAGUUCGGCCACAAAUGCACAGAUUGAAGCCUGGCAAGAUGGAUUCUUGCGUGAUCUUGAGUCCAGCUGCCCCCUUACGAAUGAGACCCCCAAGCGUUACAUAAGCUGUUGGGACACAAGUUCAAAUUGGAUAACACUAACGUUAUCCAUACAAGAAUGAAACAAACAGCCAUGUAUGUUCCCCUACAUUCAACCCAGAGAAACAUGUUGCAGCCUUAAAGGUCCCCUGUGGAGUUUUUGACCACUACUAGCACUACGGAGCAAUGUUUUAACGUGUCGGGACCCUGUUUUGUUUGUUCUCGGACGUACAUGAAUCCACAGAUGUACAAAAAAAUUAAAUAAAUGCUGGUUUCAAACAAGAAAAAUAGACAAAUGUUUUACAUGGAAAUACAACAAGUUUGUUAGUGUUUUGGCGAGAAACACUGAAUGUAAACAGAAACUUUGUUGUUUGUUUACAAGAAAACUCCACAGGGCAGCUUUAAUCCUACAGCCAGGUGUAGGCAGGAUAUCUGGAAAACGUAGCUACAUAUUCAUUUUGGUUGAGUCUUUUGUUGCUAAAACCUGAGGUCAAUUAGCAGGUUAGCCUAGCUGAGCUAACAAGUGGCUUUCCGAGGUAAUCUUGUAAUCUAGCCUGCUGACCUUUCAACAUCAUGAAUGUCACGUAAGAAUGAAUACAAUCGCUUACAUUUUUUUCACCAAAGUUACUUUUCCAGGUUUGCCAGUCAGCCCAAAUUUGUCUGUGAACGUUUCUGUGGCUCCUCCCACUCAGGUGUAACUCAACCAAUGAGAUUAUUUCUGCCUCCUGAUGCAGCUCUGCUUCUGACGUUUGUAGAACUGAAAUUCCACUUUGUUCCUGAAGGAGGAGGAGGUGGAGGAGGAUGAAAAGGAGCAGGAGGAGGUGGGGUAGGGAGGGAGGGAGGGACUGGACGGGACCGCCGCGUUCUGUUUUCAUCCGCCCUCAUCUGUUCGAUGUCUGUGUGACUGAUCCCCUCGGACUGUCUGACGUUCCUCCUGUCGUUUCAACUUCCCCUUUUUAUGUCACCCGGCAACCGACCCACCCCCAAAACCCAGAAACCCCAUCCCGCUCUGACCCUCGCCCGGUGUCGAUGUUUCUUUUUUGUAUUUCUUUUAUAUAUGAGAACACAAUAAAAGGGGUCUAAUUUUUUAUAUAA